AGCUCCCUUCUUCUUUACUCUAAAACACACAAACACGGACGCAUUGCACUCAAUCCACAGAGCAAAAGAAAGAGCGAGAGAUGGGUACGCCGACUGAGAUAAUGGAGAGAGACGCAAUGGCUACGGUGGCUCCUUAUGCUCCCGUCACUUUUCAUCGCCGUGCUCGUGUUGACAUGGACGAUAGACUUCCUAAACCUUAUAUGCCAAGAGCACUGCAAGCACCCGACAGAGAGCAUCCGUAUGGAACCCCAGGCCAUAAGAAUUACGGACUAAGCGUUCUUCAGCAACAUGUCGCCUUUUUCGAUACAGAUGAUAAUGGCAUUAUCUACCCUUGGGAGACCUACUCUGGACUGCGAAUGCUUGGUUUCAAUUUCAUUGUAUCGCUUAUCGCAGCCGCUGUAAUCAACUUGGCCCUUAGCUAUGCUACUCUUCCGGGAUGGUUACCUUCGCCGUUCUUCCCUAUAUACAUACACAAUAUACACAAGUCAAAGCAUGGAAGCGACUCAAGAACAUAUGACAACGAAGGGAGGUUUAUGCCGGUGAAUCUUGAGUUGAUAUUUAGCAAAUAUGCGAAAACAUUGCCAGACAAAUUGAGUCUUGGAGAAUUAUGGGAGAUGACACAAGGACAACGUGACGCAUGGGACAUCUUCGGAUGGAUCGCAAGCAAAGUAGAGUGGGGGUUGUUGUAUUUGCUAGCAAGGGACGAAGAAGGGUUUCUGUCAAAAGAAGCGAUUAGGAGGUGUUUUGACGGGAGCUUGUUCGAGUACUGUGCCAAGAUAUAUGCAGGUAUCAAUGAAGACAAGACAGCCUACUACUAAAAAAGUAAAUGGUAGAGGCACUUUAGGCUGAUAAUAGAUCGAUGUGAAUGAAACUUGUGUCUAAAGCAAAGUCCAUGUGUUUGCUAUAUGUCAAAAUUAAGGUAAAAGUCUGUGUUGAAUAAUAUUAUGUUCCGUUGUUGUGUUUGUGUUUGUAUCAACCUGUUUCAGUUAUUUCCAGUUUAAAUGUAAUUGUUGCUUAACCA
This is a messenger RNA of Raphanus sativus (radish), 1021 nucleotides long. RefSeq names its product peroxygenase 1. Gene Ontology annotation, molecular function: monooxygenase activity; calcium ion binding. The record is from RefSeq and is a predicted model, not a curated record. The transcript is spliced from 6 exons. The coding region runs from base 81 to 818 and encodes 245 amino acids. NCBI's taxonomy places the organism in Eukaryota, Viridiplantae, Streptophyta, Magnoliopsida, Brassicales, Brassicaceae.